Papilio polytes (common Mormon) is the source of this 843-nucleotide messenger RNA. Its product is annotated as elongation of very long chain fatty acids protein 7-like. The coding region runs from base 1 to 843 and encodes 280 amino acids. Gene Ontology annotation, cellular component: endoplasmic reticulum membrane. Gene Ontology annotation, molecular function: fatty acid elongase activity. The transcript is spliced from 6 exons. The record is from RefSeq and is a predicted model, not a curated record. NCBI's taxonomy places the organism in Eukaryota, Metazoa, Arthropoda, Insecta, Lepidoptera, Papilionidae. Gene Ontology annotation, biological process: very long-chain fatty acid biosynthetic process; fatty acid elongation, monounsaturated fatty acid; fatty acid elongation, polyunsaturated fatty acid.
AUGGAUUUAAGUUAUAAACCAAUCAUAGAAAAUACAAAGGAAGCGAUUGAUUACUCCCUACAAAUAUGGACACUUCCAGAAACUAUAGUAUAUUUAGUUUUUGUGAUCGGCGCAUAUCUGGCCCUGGUUUUAAAGAUAUUACCUGCCUACAUGAAGAACAGGCGACCGUACACGUUGAAAGGAUUAUUGAUUUUUUAUAAUGCAUUCCAAGUGUUUUAUUCAGCGUAUCUUGUUUUUAUAUAUACAAGUUACAUAUUGAAACACGGCAUUAUCUGCACAUCAUGUCCACAAGGAGAAUUCUUAAAACAGGUGACUCGAGAUAUAUUCCCGUACUUCCUGGCGAAACAAAUUGAUCUGUUGGAUACAGUAUUUUUCGUGCUAAGGAAAAAGGAUAAUCAAGUGACAUUUCUUCAUGUGUACCAUCAUUGUAUUAUGGUGACAUGGGCAACGUUGUACUAUCUGCAUAAACCGUCUGACCACUUCGUAGGCGUUGGCUUCAUGAACAGUUUUGUGCAUGUAAUAAUGUACGCAUAUUACGGACUAUCAGCAAUGGGACCUCAGUUCGCUAAAUUUGUUUGGUGGAAAAAGCAUUUGACGAAAAUACAACUGAUCCAAUUCAUCCUGGUGAUCUCAAACUUGCACUAUCAGCAGAAGUUGACGCCGUGCCCGAUCCCAUCUGUCUUCCAUUACUUCUGCGUCAUCAGCAUAACCUCAUUCUUUGUCCUAUUUAUGAAGUUUUACCUUAAAAGUUACAUCAAACGAUCAAAUGAAAUAAAUACCCAAUGCACCAAUAAUAAAAACUUUAUAUCAGUAUUACUUGCAGAGGCAAAUAAAAGACGUUGA